AGCGAGCAGAGCGGAGCGGAGCAGAGCGGAGCGGCGGUUCAUGCCUCAUGAAUGAGUCCAGUGCCCCGUUUCUUCUUCUUCUCCUCCUCCGCAGCGCAGGUCGGAGCCUCCGGCCGGCCGCCUGCGUCCUGAUGGCCGUGCGGGAGCGCUCCGCGGCGGGGCGGCAGUAGAGGAGCCCGGACGGUCAGCACUCCGUGACAGAUUCAUCCCGGCAGGAGCGACGCGACAGGAUCAGGAACGAUGCUGGACGGACUCAGGAGGAGGCACGCCUCCCGGCCCUCUCCCCGACCCCUGUCUCUCAACUUCAGCACCUUCUCCGCCCCCCCUCCCAGCCCGGACAUGGACAGCAGCAGCAGCGAGCACCCGAUCAGGAGGACUCUGCACCGGCUGAAGCUGAUGAGCUCUCCGAGCCUCAGCGAGCUGGGAAAGAGCGAGAAGGGUUCGCCGGAGGACAGAGGGGAGAAGCAGAAGAGGGCCGGAGCCAACGCCACCUGGAACAGCAUCCACAACGCUGUCAUAGCGGUCUUCCAGAAGAAGGGCCUGGCCGAUAACGAGCUGUACGUCCUGAAUGAAGGUGUACGACAUCUGUUAAAGACCGAGCUGGGUUCCUUUUUCACCGAAUAUCUUCAGAACCAGCUGCUGACAAAAGGGAUGGUCAUCCUCCGGGAUAAAAUCAGAUUCUAUGAAGGUCAGAAGUUACUCGACUCUCUGGCGGAAACCUGGGACUUCUUUUUCUGCGACGUCCUCUCCAUGCUGCAGGCCAUCUUCCACCCGGUUCAGGGCAAGGAGCCGUCUGUCCGACAGCUGGCUCUGCUGCACUUCAGGAACACCAUCGUCCUGAGCGUGAAGCUGGAGGACGCCCUGUCUCGCCCACGGGCCCGCGUGCCUCCCUCCGUCACACAGAUGCUGCUCAUUCUGCAGGGGGUGCACGAGUCACGGGGGGUGAACGAGGACUACCUGAGGCUGGAGUCUCUGGUUCAGAAGGUGGUCUCGCCUUACCUUGGAACCCAUGGGCUUUACUCUGGAGAUGACGACGAGGCCCACUGCUGCGUUCUCGAGAAGCGUCUGCCGUGGGGCUGGCCCAAGUCUGGGGAGCCGCAGUCUAAAAACCCCGUGGUACGGUCAAAAAGCUACAACAUCCCUCUGCUGCUGACCCCGGUGGCCGAGUACGACCCCGACGCCAGCUCGGUUGGCAGCGGAGGCAUCCGGCGCCACUCCGCCUGCGAGAUCAUCACAUGCCUGGAGGAGCAGGGACUGGCUUAUGCUGACCUGGCCUCAGGACCCGAACUGUCUGCCUCCUCCUCCAACCGGCUCUGCGUGGGCUCGCAGUUCAACGGUAUUGUCCAGGGAGGAGCAGGAGCUCUGGACCUGCCUCUCUCGUCUCCUUCCAUCCUUCCCCUUCAUUCCUCAGGAGCGCUCCACGGCACCGAGGCCACGACUACAGUGACUGAUCUCAGCAAGGGGACGUCGUCCACGCCGCCCAGCGAGUCAUCCAGCCCCGAAACCAUCAUUGGACAAGUGCUAGAGUCGGCCGACUCGGACUCAGACGGGAUCUUUAUUGAUUUCCCGUCCCUCUCCUCGGAGGCGAUGGGGCUUAGCCGUGAGAGCAGGCAGAGCACUGUGUAAACUUUAGAGACGCACCUGCCGUGUGUCCAGUAAUGCUUUAGGUGAAAACAGGAACAACACUUAUAAUUACAUUUCAUUACAUGGGUACCAUCAUCUUCUUCUUCUUCUUUUUUUGUUGUUGUUUUUACUAUGGUACUGUGAGUUUCCAUAGCAAAGUGCUUUCACUAGUGAGUGAAACUUUUUUUAUUCUUACUGUAAAAAUGUGGGAGAGAACCACGACUGGUAAUGCCAUCAAAAGUCUGCAGCUGUGUUAAACGUACCACACACAUCUGAUCGUAUCUUACUUUUUUCAUUAUGUUCGGCAAAUCUGAUGAAAAGAUUUAAAUCCAUGUUGAAUUCUCCUGAGAAACAAGCAUCGCCUCCAAAGCCUCUAAUAUAUAUUAUUUCUGACUCUGAGCUUCAUUAUAUCCAAAGAAUAAUAAAUAUUGUGGUCCACUGAGACUUAAAGAUACAUAAACGUGUAUCAUUCCACUGUUGGAAACACCGGGUUCUAAGUACAGAUACAUCCAAGGACUUUGUUGCUUGUCAAUUAACAGUAUUGAUUACUUAAACAGUGCAAAGCAAUUUCAGAAAAUGAUUAUUUCAUUACAAUAUAUCCAUGAACCAAUUCUGAGGAAAUUUAUCUUUGGCAGGAAUGAAUGUGUUAAAGGCUGAGAGACUCAGACAAGUCCAGACAGACACACUGCUGGCUUUGCCCUUUUGAUGUGAUUUAGAGCCAGUACAAUAACUUACAAAGUAAAGAAUAUAGUCAGUAACAAGCCACUCAGGAGCAUGCGUCAACUGCGGUUUGAAAAUUAUAUUGGAAAUGUUUGACACAACAAACCAAAUUCUUGGAAAUGGUCAACAUUCACAUGAAAAAAGAAAUGUCAGAAUGUUUGGUAUGCAUUGUGUUCUUAGGCUUCAUUUGUUCUGUAUCCGUAUGAUUCUACUUUCUGCCUCCGGUCUGCCGUGAGCUGCUUGGGAAUUGUGAGGUCUCUCACUCAUCGAAUCUUAAUGCAAAACUUUUCCUUGUGGCAAAACAUCAGUGUGACAGCAUCUGCUUCUCCGCAUUAACUCUGGACUUUGAGGAAUAUGACAAUGUUUAUUGUUUACAUUUGACAAAGACAUGAGAAUUUCGACUGAAUGUUGUCUCACACACUGUAUUUUUGCACCACCACUAUCUUGUAAAUUUAAGCGCAUCGUUGUUUUUUUUAGGACAGCUAGAUAGUGUAAAGUGAGUAUUUACCUUGAAAUGAAUUUAAAUUUUAAUAAGGGCUUUUUAAAUGAAUCUUUUUCAAUGAUGUUUUACCUCAAGCGUUUUGUACUUUACUUUUUUGACAAUCUAUGAUGUCUAUGGAGUUGUACUUUGUAUUAAUUUGUUAUACUAGCCCAAUAAAAAAAUAAAUGCAUUUGAGUAAAAUUUAAAAAGACAUUCAUUUAUCUAAUUUACAUAACUAUGUUUUUUGUUUUUUAAUGUUGCACAGUAGUCUGCACUCUUGCCUCACAGUGAGAAUUUUAUGGCUACAAAUCCCACCCAGGCCUUUCUAUUUGG
Messenger RNA from Salarias fasciatus (jewelled blenny), 3157 nucleotides. RefSeq names its product proline rich 5a (renal) (gene prr5a). Bases 241 to 1626 code for a protein of 461 amino acids. Gene Ontology annotation, cellular component: TORC2 complex. The transcript has 11 exons. The record is from RefSeq and is a predicted model, not a curated record. Gene Ontology annotation, biological process: TORC2 signaling. NCBI's taxonomy places the organism in Eukaryota, Metazoa, Chordata, Actinopteri, Blenniiformes, Blenniidae.